AUGAGCGCUUCAGUGCCCGUCCCAGUGAAGAAGCCGAAGUCGUCGAAACCUAAAAUGCCGGCCAGCCACCCGCCGGUAGUCAACAUGAUCACGGCAGCAAUUUUGGCGGUUAAGGAUCGUAAGGGCAGCUCACUCGCUACCAUCAAAAAAUACAUAGCCGCGAAUUACAAGUUCGAUGUUGAAAAGCAGGCAGCCCAUAUUCGCCGUGCUAUAGUACAUGGUGUUGAAAAAGGUGCUUUUAUACGAGUUGGGAAUAAGGGGAAGGGCGCGUCUGGCAGCUUCAAAGUAGCUGAAAAGAAAAUUGUUGAUGCCAAACCCAAAGUUGCUAAACCGAAAACCAAAGCUCCUUCCGCUGUUAAACCAAAAUCAACUCCAAAGAAGCCUAAAGAAAAGAAGGUCACUAAACCGAAAGUCAAGACACCUAAGAAGCCAAAAGCUGCUGUAACAAAGAAGCCAGCAGCUAAAAAGCCAAAGACUCCUAAGAAGACUGUGGCUAAGAAGGUUGCUCCAAAGAAGAAGUAAAGUGGUUUGAUGGUGCCUAUAUAGGUGCUGCUACUACGGAGAACGUGACAACGGCCCUUUUUAGGGCCAAUCACCAUUUGGUUUGCAACUUCCUUAGUUUAUUUAUCAGUACCGCAGAAGGUGUGACGUGGUAUGUAAUUGUCAGAUGUACGGGCAAUAUAUAUAUUGCUUGUGA
Messenger RNA from Schistosoma haematobium, 697 nucleotides. RefSeq lists its product as uncharacterized. Bases 1 to 522 code for a protein of 173 amino acids. The transcript has a single exon. Gene Ontology annotation, cellular component: nucleosome; nucleus. Lineage: Eukaryota; Metazoa; Platyhelminthes; Trematoda; Strigeidida; Schistosomatidae. Gene Ontology annotation, molecular function: double-stranded DNA binding; structural constituent of chromatin; nucleosomal DNA binding. The record is from RefSeq and is a predicted model, not a curated record. Gene Ontology annotation, biological process: negative regulation of DNA recombination; nucleosome assembly; chromosome condensation.